Molecule: messenger RNA, 6845 nt
Organism: Monopterus albus (swamp eel)
Lineage: Eukaryota; Metazoa; Chordata; Actinopteri; Synbranchiformes; Synbranchidae
Gene: ulk1b
Product: unc-51 like autophagy activating kinase 1
Exons: 27
Coding region: 575-3682 (1035 amino acids)
Biological process (GO): autophagosome assembly; positive regulation of autophagy; protein autophosphorylation
Cellular component (GO): phagophore assembly site membrane; cytosol; phagophore assembly site
Molecular function (GO): ATP binding; protein serine/threonine kinase activity
Source: RefSeq, a predicted model, not a curated record
GCGCUGCGCAUGCGCUCUCUCGUAGAGUCUCAGUACAGUCUGCUUUGUUGGGACCAUCGACGACACUCAGCAAGUCAUUUGCUGAUUGUAAGCGAUUGUGGAGAGUAUUCACAGUCUUUGACGGUUCUUAGACAUUGUUCAUUGUUUAAAAGUUUACAGUCAGGACUUGUUUCGCCGUGCGGACGCUUCAGACGACAGAAGUCAGGACCUCCUGUAUAUAAACAUAACGCAGCGAGCUGCUGUUAAGGUGGCACGUUAAAGAUUGCUACAAAAACAAGUCUAUCCCGAUUCCCGUUUAAGCUAGCUAACUUCCUCUUGGCCGCACUCCCAGAGAUGGAUAUCAUCACAGUGCUUUGUUAGGAGUUAAACUCCAAAACCCAUGCGUGCGAACAUGAGAGAAGGGGACAGUUUGUUGUUCGGAAGGCAGCUCAUGGCAAGUGAAAGAGGUGGUGAACAUCCCUGCUGCUGUCCCUACUUGACAGAGGAGAAAGGAGCACUUGAUAACGAGAAGGACGAUCUGAAGCCACCUGGCCAUUUGUCCAGGUCAUAGUAGUAUAAAAUUAGACUUUGGUAAAUGAUGGAGACGGUGGGGAAAUUUGAGUUCAGUCGGAAGGACCUGAUAGGACAUGGCGCAUUUGCUGUAGUCUUCAAAGGUAGACACCGAGAGAAACAUGACUGGGAGGUGGCAGUGAAAUGCAUAAACAAAAAGAACCUGGCCAAAUCCCAGACACUGGGGAAAGAGAUCAAAAUACUCAAGGAACUGAAACAUGAAAAUAUUGUUGCAUUACUGGACUUUCAGGAAACUGCCAGCUCAGUGUACCUGGUAAUGGAGUACUGCAAUGGGGGCGACCUUGCUGACUACCUACAUUCCAAAGGCACGCUGAGUGAGGACACUAUUAGGGUUUUCCUGCAGCAGAUUGCAGGGGCCAUGAGGGUCCUACAGGCUAAAGGCAUAAUUCACAGGGACCUCAAACCUCAGAACAUUCUGCUCUCCUACCCACUGGGACGCAAGUCGCACUCCAACAACACCUGCAUCAAGAUUGCGGACUUUGGCUUUGCCAGGCACCUUCAGAACAACAUGAUGGCGGCAACACUCUGUGGGUCCCCUAUGUAUAUGGCUCCUGAGGUCAUUAUGAGCCAAAAUUAUGAUGCCAAAGCAGACUUGUGGAGUAUAGGAACUAUAGUGUUUCAGUGCUUGACUGGGAAGGCUCCUUUUCAGGCUAGCAGCCCCCAGGACCUCCGGCUGUUCUAUGAAAAAAACAAGACUCUCAGCCCCAAUAUCCCCAGAGAGACUUCAAGCCAUCUGAGGCAGCUGCUGCUGGGUCUACUGCAGCGCAACCACAAAGACCGCAUGGACUUUGAUGAGUUUUUUUGUCAUCCAUUCCUGGAGGCUAGCUCAUCCGUUAAAAAGACAACUCCUACUGUGACCAUGACUUGUUUCCCAAGCUCUGCAUCUGCCAGCUCGUGUAGCAGCUCUUCCACCUCUCAUCUUGCCUCACCACCGCAGUCUCUUGCUGAGGUUCAGCAUUUGCGUGCCAAAGCUCUGGCUUCCCCUACCCAGGAGGCCACUGGUUUUCUCCUCAAGGACUCAUGUGGAGGGGGUGGCAGCAGUAAGAACUCCUCCUCCUGUGACACAGAUGACUUUGUCAUAGUGCCUGCUCACUUUACCACAGGUGAGCUGACAUGUGAGAGUAAAGUGCUGCAGGACAGCCUGAUGAACAGCGGCUCUCUUCUGGCUUCUGCUGGUCUGUGCAGCCAAGCCAAAACACCACCACACUCGCCAUACCACAGUGGCUCUCCAAGUCCUGUCAGGCCCACUGAGUUCUUGGGAAGUAACUGUGAUGGCAACUAUGGAAACCAUGGUCAGUCCUUGCCUAUCCCAGUCCCCACUCAGGUCCAGAACUACCAGCGCAUGGAGCAGAACCUCUAUCCUACCAAUCAGAAUGGCUCACCACGGUUGUCAGCGCCAGUGCGUCGUUGCAGCAGUGGGAGCUCGUUGGGCUUUGCUCGGACUGGCCCUUCACCACCCUAUGGGCAGGGAGCAGUUACCACCAACCGCAGGUUCUCCCUGGGAGGCGCCAGACCUCUCCAGCUCUGCCCUCAAGCUGCUCAGCAUGUUGAAACCCGGCCGAUUUCUCAGCAACACCCACAGACGACAGGACUGGGCACACGACUCCACAGUGCUCCUUGUUUGUUGGAGUGCACCAGUGGCGGUGGCAGACACAAGAUUCGGAAGCAGUACUCAGACCCGGUGGUGGCUCCUUCAACAGGCCUGAUGACUGUCUGCCCCCUACACACUUCACCCAGACUAAGUGAACUGUUGCAGCGCAGCCCCCUUCCCACCAUCCUGGGCUCCCCUUCCAGGGUUAGGAGAGACAGAGAAAAGAAUACCAUCCCUCCAUUUGAAUUCCCCAAGCCUCCCAGCUCGCCAAACCUUGUGACCUUCCUGACACAUCAGGGUUUGGUCAUGGGCUCACCUUGCAGCAGGACUGCCCCAGCAGAGCCCAGGGAGCCAGGACACUACGCACCUCUGCAGGUCACCCAACCUGCACACUGUAUCCACAAAAUGCAUGAGGAUACCAAUGGAUUUGGAAGGUCUCAGAGUGCUGGCCGUCUGUCUGACGUGUUGCUGAUGGCUGCAUUUGGACCAGGUGGGCCUGUGGGUGAACGAGGCAGCGCAGAGAAUCUGACCUCUGAAAGAGCCAUAGACAUAACAGUGCCCCCAAGUGGUGGGGGAGGCCUUGCACCUGGCUCCAGCAGCCCAGCACAGGUGGUUUUCACUGUGGGCUCUCCUCCCAGUGGCAGCACCCCACCUCAUACCUCCAGACAGAGGAAAUACUCAGGCUCAUUUACUUCAGUCAGCCCUGCAGGCUCCUUCACCAGCCGGUACCCCCUGACAGGCACCUAUCUGGAUGGCUUUGAGCCUCCUCCUAGUCCUCGCUACAGUUUCACUGAUCCUAUCACAGCCAACAUGGGCGGUCCUGUAACCUUCGAGGCCCCUGAACUACCUGAGGAGACAUUGAUGGAGCAGGAACAUACAGACAAUGUGCAGAGACUACGUUUCAUGUUGGAAUUUGCCUUUUGUAUGAUGGAGGUUGCUGGAACCCGUGGUGCUGCAGUGAUGGGAGAGCAGGGGGACAUUCCUCCUCCCUCCUUCCAUCAGCAGCAAAGCAUGGUAGCAGAUCAGAUAAGCUCACUGAGCCGAGAGUGGAGUCAUGCAGAACAGUUGGUUCUCUACCUUAAGACUGCAGAACUCUUGUCCACUGCCUUGCACACAGCCAUGGAGCGAGUUAAACAGGGCAAACUCUACCCAUCUGCUACAGUCAAGCAAGUUGUGAGGAGGCUGAACGAGCUCUACAAGUCCAGUGUGGCAUCUUGCCGCUUACUCAGCACCCGUCUGGAGCGCUUCUUUUCCAGGAAGCACAGUCUUAUGGACCAAAUCACCUCCAUCACAGCUGAACGUCUGCUGUUCAGCCACACUGUGCAGAUGGUUCAGGCUGCUGCACUGGAUGAAAUGUUCCACCAGGGGGAAGCAUCAGUCCUGCGCUACCAUAAAGCUCUCCUGUUGAUGGAGGGCUUGUCUCUGCUGCUCACUGAAAAGGAUGACAUUCUCAGUGUUAGCAAAUGUAAGGAGUACAUUGAACGCCGCCUCACAGCUUUGCAGUCAGGAUUGUGUGUUUGAGUGUCCUACACUGCUUUUUGGUGUAAACAGGAUAGCAUUUAUUUGCACCCUGCACAUUACCAAUGAGCCAAAUCUCUGCAUUACAUGGUUUUCACUUAGGAAUGCUUUAGUUUUCAUAAGAAAACUAUAGAGCUUCAGUUUUCACUGAACCUCCUGGGUUUGUGCUCUCUGAAUGGCUUGCCAUUCAUUUUGACUUUUGGACAGUGGCAGUGACUUCCCCAACACUAAACAUGGAUGAGUGUUGGACAUGAAGCACUUGUGCUGUGAAAGAAUGUCUCAGCUCUCGUCUAGGUGAGAGGACUUUUCUCCUGGCACUGAAGAGAAGAAAAUUCCCCUCACUAGGUGUAAUACAUGCUGAAGCAAUUAUUGCCAAGUAGUUACAUACCCACAUACAGUGCAUAUCUACACAUAAACACAUAGCGUUUUAAGAUGGACAAAUAUACAUGCUACAAAUUGCAAUAGGCAACUCUAUAGAGAAAAUUUUAUCUUUUACCAAGUGUCUCCUGUACAACUACAUAUGGAUGUGUACUGAUGAAGGCUGGUAGUGGCCAAGGAUCAUUCUCAUGAAAUUUAUCUUUGUCUUAUAUCAGUGUUUGGUUUCCUGGGUUUGUUUGUUAGACUUUUAUCUAAUUAUUAAUUGUUUGCUGGACAGAAGUGUGUGUGUAUAUAGUAUUGCCGCUGUUGGUGGCUGGAAGCACAUUCAAUCACUGUCUCAAAACUGUUGCCAAAUUGAGUUUUGUUUUGUUGUUUCACUGUAGUUUCACUGUAGGUGACUGUUCUGGUUUAGAAAACAUCUCUGUAUUUAACACUUUACUAAUUCUCAAUUUCAGAGACCAUGUCUCCUCAUCGAAACAAUAAUGUAGCAAGAAUUUUGGUAAUAGCGGUGGCAGGUAUUAAAGCAACAGGCAGACAAUUGGUCCAGAAAACACUCAGUACCCCACUGAUGCAUGCAAACUAUAGCUUUUCAUUCAAGAGGGACUGAAACUGGUCUGUUAGCAUCAUUUAUCACAAUCACGUUAAAGAUGCUGCAAUAACCUGAAAUCUAUUUUUCGGAUAUACAGAAGCUUAGGUGCUGCUGUUGCUGGUCAGCUCUUCACAAGAUUCCAUAGUCUGUCUUUUUCUGUUGUAUCUAUCAGUGAUGUUGGACUUUGGCAAGUAUAAUCAAAUUUGAAUGUAGGGCUGGCAGGAGAAAGACAUCACAAAUAUUAGCCAAAUGUUAAUUAACAUUUAGGCUGAUCCUGGGGCUAACUUUUGAAGAUUUCUGCACUGUUGAAGUACUGUAUAGAACGAUUUUGAUGGAACAUGCUAAACAUCAAGCUUUUGGAGAUACCUAGAAAGAUUAGCUUAUUUACAGAUUUAUAUGCGUAGUGCAACGUUAGUUGUAAUAUAGUUUCUCUCAAAAGGUAAUGUAUGUUAUAUGGGUGAAAGUUGCCAAGGAGAUGGCAGAAGCUAUGAAACCUUGGAAGGAUUUCUUUAAGAAGAAAGAGGAGAAGAUAAAUGGCAUUACACUGAAAAAAAUAAUUUACAUCAGUUGUGUUGUAUUUCAGAGUAGUCAGUGACAGUUAUGCUUGAUUUUAGAGUGCUUGUUGAAAAUGUGUAUUUUACAUGUAAUAUUUGUGUAUUUAUGACCUUGACCUCAGCCAUCCAUCCCAAUAAGAUCCCUUAACUCCCCUAAAUUGUAGGCCAGUGGGAAGGGUCAACUUCUAUUCUAAUUGUUUUCAAAGAUACGUUUGUGUGCAUUGCAUGUGUGGUGUGGUGGUGUUUAUGAAAUUCAUAGACGGUGGGAUUUAUUUGAUCUGAUUUUGACUCCAGCUGACAGCGUGGAUGUGGCUGACUCUGGUUAUGAUCCCGCUUUUACAUAUGAAACAAAAUCCAGGAUUCCAAGGGUUCCUCUGGUGUAACCCACUGCUAUCCUUGUUCCUUGGGGUGUAUUUCUUUUGUCUUUCUAAGUUUUUAUAAUGGUGAUUAAGUGCAUAUUCUAGAAUAAGGCAGUAAUGUGUGGUCAUGGCUGAAGAUAGUUUAUGAUGAGAUUAUGAAGACAGUCUAGUAGCUUUGUCAGCAGAACAGGAAGGAAGAGGGGGUUUUCCCAGUGAAGAUUUCUCUAAAUAUACAUUGUGUAUUUGCUUUGUGACCUUUUGUCAGAAAACCUCUGAGGUUUUCUUUGAUAUUACUGUACCAAGACCAUCUUGUGCAUAUAUAAUGUUUUUGAGUAUACAUUUUUAACAUCAACUUUUCACCAGGCUUUCUGUCUCUACAGAAGCUGUGCUGUUCAGUCUGCAGAGUGUCGAUGUCUCAAAAGACAUGUAGCAAGACGUCAUAACCGCUUUAUUAAACUGAUGCAUGUGUCACUUGUUAUUGUUGCAACAUGGCAGUUUAUUGCACACCCACCAUGUUUUCAUGUGUGUAGGCUAAAAGGCUAAAACAAUCUCAGAAAAAAAAUCCUGUGCAUUGAAUUAAUGCACCUAAAAGGUGAUAUGAGUGCAGUUACAACAUUUUGACUUUCUUUAUCAGGUACUUCUCAACAUCUGACCACUUCAUUUGUUAUUGUUCCCUACAGUCAUCGCUGUUGUCCAUGUUAAUGCUGAUGAUCUUGGGCAUGAGUCAUAAUCCCUAUAGUAAUAAUUUAUGCAGCAGUUGAAACAAUUAGAGUAUAAUGGUAAAGCAAGCUGGUAUUGGAAGUGCAGAGGUGGGGCCCUGUGACAAGCAUAUAUCUACUUUGCUUAAGUGCCCUUGAGCACAAUACUCCCUACCAGCUCUAGGGUUGUUCACAGAUUCAGAAAAAGAUAAAAUUGUGUUUCCAUAGUGAAGAUUUAGCCUAUGUGAACUCCAACAAUAGAUCUAUCAUUCAUUUGGAUUUAUCUUUUGUAUGUUUGCUAAGAAUGUACCUGAAUGUUUUCAUUUUGUUUUAUCCUUACUAAUUUCUGUAUUACCUGUAAAUAUUGCAAAUUAAGUUAUUGUAUAUGCAGGCAUGAAGGGAACAGCACCAUACUACCUAUACAUUUCCAAAGACUAAGCCUUCUGCUGAUCUUCCAUAUUGUCUCUUACUGUUGUAAAAGCAUUUUAAUGUUGUCUUACCUUUAACAGACACACUGUCUCCAUAUGUGUGUGACAUAACCAUUACUCUUUUAGAGUUGCAACAUGAAUAAAGUGAAAAGAAAGGUAA